This is a messenger RNA of Monoraphidium neglectum, 1368 nucleotides long. RefSeq names its product biotin carboxylase. Gene Ontology annotation, molecular function: metal ion binding; acetyl-CoA carboxylase activity; ATP binding. The transcript is spliced from 11 exons. The coding region runs from base 1 to 1368 and encodes 455 amino acids. Lineage: Eukaryota; Viridiplantae; Chlorophyta; Chlorophyceae; Sphaeropleales; Selenastraceae. The record is from RefSeq and is a predicted model, not a curated record.
AUGGCCGCCGCACACCCAUUGCCACCGCACGCCCCCACGCCACCUGCCGCCCGCAGGGGCCACGCGAGCGAGAACCCCGAGCUGCCCACGGCGCUGGCGGCGCGCGGCAUCCGUUUCCUGGGCCCCCCUGCGGCGGCCAUGGCGGCGCUGGGCGACAAGAUCGGGUCCACCAUCCUGGCGCAGGCGGCGGGGGUGCCUACCCUGCCGUGGAGCGGCAGCGGCGUUGCGAUCUCCUACGAAGACUGCGGGGGCGAGAUCCCGCUGGACAUCUACAACAAGGCCUGUGUCUUCUCGCUGGAGGAGGCCAUAGAGUCGUGCAACAGGAUAGGCUACCCGAUCAUGCUCAAGGCCAGCUGGGGCGGCGGCGGCAAGGGCAUCCGCAAGGUGCAGGGCGACGAGGACGUGCGCGCCGUGUUCAAGCAGAUCCAAGGGGAGGUCCCCGGGUCCCCCAUCUUUGCGAUGAAGCUGGCGCCGCUGUCGCGCCACCUGGAGGUGCAGCUGCUGGCUGACCGCCACGGCAACGUGGUGUCCCUGUUCACACGCGACUGCAGCGUGCAGCGCCGCCACCAGAAGAUCGUGGAGGAGGGGCCCGCGCUGGCGGCCAGCCAGGAGAUGCUGCGCGACAUGGAGCGCUGCGCGCGCGCGCUGGCGCGCAGCGUGGGCUACCAGGGCGCUGCGACUGUGGAGUACCUCUACUCCAUCGAGGAGAAGAAGUACUACUUCCUGGAGCUCAACCCCAGGCUGCAGGUCGAGCACCCCGUCACGGAGGGCAUCACCAACGUCAACAUCCCCAGCGUGCAGCUGCUCAUCGGCAUGGGCGUGCCACUCUGGCGCAUCCCCCAGGUCCGCGCGACCUUCCAGGGAGUGGAGGCACGGCUGGAGGUGGAGCAGUUUGACAUGGAGGCCACGCCACAGCGGCUGCCAGACAGCCACGUCGUGGCGGUGCGCAUCACUUCUGAGAACGCCAACAACGGGUUCAAGCCGACUGCAGGCCGCAUCGACGAGCUCAUGUUCAAGCCCACGCCAGAGGUGUGGGGCUACUUCAGUGUGAAGAGUGGCGGCGGCAUCCACGAGUUCUCGGACUCUCAGUUUGGCCACCUCUUCGCCAAGGGGGAGACGCGGGAGGCGGCCAUCAGGGCGAUGGUGGUGGCGCUGCGGGACGUGCGCGUGAGGGGGGAGAUCCACACGAUCAUCGACUACGCGGUUGACAUGCUGACAAGCCCGGACUUUGUCCAGAACCGCAUCCACACCGGCUGGCUGGACGCGCGCAUCGCCGCCAACGUCAAGGCGGAGCGGCCGCCGUGGCACCUCUGCGUCAUCGGCAGCGCAGUGGUGGGCACCUUUCCGCCGCCGCCCCUGCACCCAUGA